Molecule: messenger RNA, 2249 nt
Organism: Zerene cesonia (dogface butterfly)
Lineage: Eukaryota; Metazoa; Arthropoda; Insecta; Lepidoptera; Pieridae
Gene: Cpsf73
Product: cleavage and polyadenylation specificity factor 73
Exons: 16
Coding region: 126-2180 (684 amino acids)
Biological process (GO): mRNA 3'-end processing by stem-loop binding and cleavage
Cellular component (GO): mRNA cleavage and polyadenylation specificity factor complex
Molecular function (GO): 5'-3' exonuclease activity; RNA binding; RNA endonuclease activity
Source: RefSeq, a predicted model, not a curated record
AAUUCUAACCUAGAAUUGAAUACCGGCUGACAGUAAUCAUUGUUUACUAAACAUAAUAAUAUUUCCACUAAAGGAAUAUUGAUGGUCUUGUUAAUAAUUUGAUUAGAGAUUAAUAAAAUUUAAUCAUGACGACAAAUCCACGUAAAGGCACGGAUCCAGUGCCUAUGGAAGAAAGUGAUCAACUCACUAUUCGACCACUUGGUGCUGGACAGGAAGUCGGUCGAUCAUGUAUAAUGCUUGAAUUCAAAGGAAAGAAAAUCAUGUUGGAUUGCGGUAUUCACCCUGGCUUAUCGGGAAUGGAUGCUUUACCCUUUGUGGAUUUAAUUGAAGCUGAUGAAGUGGAUUUGCUGCUCAUUUCACAUUUUCAUUUAGAUCACAGCGGAGCACUGCCAUGGUUCUUGACGAAGACAUCAUUCAAAGGCAGAGUAUUCAUGACGCAUGCAACAAAAGCCAUAUAUAGGUGGCUUGUCUCAGAUUAUAUUAAAGUCAGUAACAUAUCAACGGAACAAAUGCUGUACACAGAAUCGGAUCUGGAAGGUUCCAUGGAUCGUAUAGAGACAAUAAACUUCCAUGAAGAGAAGGAUGUGAAGGGAGUCAGAUUCUGGGCCUACAAUGCAGGGCAUGUGCUUGGUGCUGCUAUGUUUAUGAUUGAGAUUGCUGGUGUUAAAAUUUUAUACACGGGGGAUUUCUCAAGGCAAGAAGACAGGCAUUUAAUGGCUGCAGAAAUACCCAGCGUCCAUCCAGAUGUGCUCAUUACAGAGUCCACAUACGGCACGCAUAUCCACGAGAAGCGGGAAGAGCGCGAGAGUCGCUUCACCAGCCUGGUGAGCGACAUCGUGAUGCGCGGCGGCCGCUGCCUCAUACCCGUGUUCGCGCUGGGCCGGGCGCAGGAGCUGCUGCUCAUUCUGGACGAGUACUGGUCCCUGCACCCCGAGCUGCAAGACAUACCGAUAUACUACGCGUCGUCGCUCGCGAAGAAGUGCAUGGCGGUGUACCAGACCUACGUGAACGCGAUGAACGAUCGCAUCCGCCGGCAGAUAGCCGUCAACAAUCCCUUCGUCUUCAGACAUAUAUCAAACUUGAAGGGCAUAGACCAUUUCGAGGACAUCGGUCCGUGUGUGAUCAUGGCGUCCCCCGGCAUGAUGCAGUCGGGGCUCUCCCGGGAGCUGUUCGAGUCGUGGUGCACCGACCCCAAGAAUGGAGUUAUUAUUGCCGGUUACUGUGUGGAAGGCACGCUGGCCAAGACGAUCCUCUCGGAGCCGGAGGAGAUCACGACGAUGUCGGGACAGAAGCUGCCGCUCAAGAUGUCGGUGGACUACAUCUCGUUCUCGGCGCAUACGGACUAUCAGCAGACCUCGGAAUUCAUCAACAUACUGAAACCGCCUCAUGUGGUGCUGGUGCACGGCGAGCAGAACGAGAUGUCGCGGCUGAAGGCGGCGCUGCAGCGCGAGCACCGCGCGCGGCUGGCCGUGCACACGCCGCGCAACACGCAGCUGCUCGCGCUCACCUUCCGCGGCGACAAGACCGCCAAGGUGAUAGGAUCCUUAGCAGUGGAGCCACCUAAGCCCGGCGAACAACUGCAAGGUAUCCUGGUGAAGAGGAACUUCAACUACCACAUAUUGGCGCCUUCCGAUCUCAAUAAGUACACGGAGCUGUCGCAGUCGGAGGUGGUGCAGCGGCUGUCGGUGCACUUCGGCGGGUCGGCGGCGCUGCUGCGGCACGCGGUGGGGCGCGUGGCCGGCGCGCUGGCCGUGCUCAGCGACACGCGCUGGCGCCUCUACGGCUGCCUCGACGUCAGCGUCGACCUGCCCGUCGUCACCAUCGAGUGGCAAGCGGCGCCCGUGUCGGACAUGUACGCGGACGCGGUGGUGGCGGCCGUGCUGGGCGCCGCGCCCGCCGCGCCCGCGCACGCGCCGCUCGCGCCCAAGCUCGACCGCAUGCACUUCAAGGAGUGCGUCAUAGAGAUGUUGCAAGAGAUGUUCGGCGAGGACUCGGUGCCCAAGAUAUUCAAAGGGGACAAGCUGCACGUGGAGGUCGCCGGCAAGCGCGCCCACAUCGACCUGCUCGCCAUGGAGGUGAAAAGUGAAGACGCGAGUCUGGAGCGCACGGUGCAGUCGGCGCUGUCGCGGCUGCACGCCGCGCUGGCGCCCGUCAAGCCGCCGCCGCUGCCCGCGUGCUGACACUCGCUCUACUCACCCAGAUAGUUACUGAUUUGUGUAUUUCUUACUGAAUAAACUGUAUAAUUUAGU